UGUGCUCAGUCUGUCAGUACUGCAUCCACAGAGCAGGAGAGGGCCACACAUUCACCCUGAGCUGUUAAACGUGCACAGAGACUGCCUUCAGGACCCAUCUGUGAUCAUCUCUGCAGCGUUUCCUGGACGGCAGUGUCGCUUCCUUUGUUGCCAUCGGUCUCCGGGGCUGCAGGAGGAAAACCCGGGGAGGACUCGCCUCCUUGAAGCCCGAUCUGUCGGUGGCGGAAGGGACGUGAUAUGAACCCCUCAUCGGCUUAAACGGCAGUGCAGCUAAAUAGCCCCGUUUUCAGGGGGAGGGGGGAAGUCAACGGAGGAUCAAGGAGGACAUUUAUACCUUUUAACCUGCAGCUGAAGGCCGAGACAUACCCACGGAACCUGUAGCGAUGCCCGGGUUUGAUUACAAGUUUCUAGAAAAGCCAAAGAGACGGUUCCAGUGUCCGCUCUGCAGCAAGGCGAUGCGGGAGCCGGUCCAAGUGUCUACCUGUGGACAUCGGUUCUGUGACACCUGUCUGCAAGAAUUUCUAAGUGAGGGCGUCUUCAAGUGUCCAGAGGACCAGCUGCCGUUGGACUAUGCCAAGAUCUACCCAGACCCAGAGCUGGAGCAGCAGAUCCUGGCGCUGCCCAUCCGCUGCAUCCACAGUGAGGAGGGCUGCCGCUGGACCGGCCAGAUGAAGCAGCUGCAGGGACACUUCUCCACCUGCGCCUUCAAUGUGAUCCCCUGCCCCAACCGCUGCUCCGUCAAGCUGACGCGCCGCGACUUGCCCGACCACCUGCAGCACGACUGCCCCAAGCGCAAAGUCAAGUGCGAGUUCUGUGGCAGCGAGUUCACCGGUGAAGCCUACGAGAACCACCAGGGUGUGUGUCCUCAGGAGAGUGUUUACUGUGAGAACAAGUGCGGAGCGAGGAUGAUGCGUCGUCUGCUGUCUCAACACGGCAUGGCCGAGUGUCCCAAACGCACGCAGCCCUGCAAAUACUGCGGCAAGGAGUUCGUCUUCGACACAAUCCAGAACCACCAGUACCACUGCCCUCGGUUUCCUGUCCAGUGCCCUAACCAGUGCGGCACACCCAACAUCGCCCGAGAGGAUCUGGCUAACCAUGUGAAGGACAACUGUGGCAGUGCGCUCGUUCUCUGCCCCUUCAAAGACGCCGGCUGCAAACACAGGUGCCCCAAACUGGCUAUCGGCCGUCACCUGGAAGACACCACUAAAUCUCACCUGACUAUGAUGUGUAACCUGGUGGGCCGUCAGCGGCAGGAGAUCCUGGAGCUGCGGAGGGAGAUGGAGGAGCUGUCUGUCAGUCACGACGGCGUUCUCAUCUGGAAGCUCAGUGACUACUCCCGCAAACUCCAGGAGGCCAAACUCCGAAGCAACCACGAGUUCUUCAGCCCGCCCUUCUACACUCACCGCUAUGGCUACAAGCUGCAGGUGUCUGCCUUCCUGAACGGCAACGGCAGCGGCGAGGGCUCCCACCUCUCCGUCUACAUCCGCGUGUUGCCUGGAGAGUACGACAGCCUGCUGGAGUGGCCCUUCUCCUACAAGGUGACUUUCUCCAUCCUGGACCAGAGCGACCCGUCGCUCUCCAAACCCCAACACAUCACGGAGACCUUCAACCCUGACCCCAACUGGAAGAACUUCCAGAAGCCCAGCAGCAGCCGCAACUCGCUGGACGAGAGCACCCUGGGCUUCGGCUACCCCAAGUUCAUCUCUCACGAGGAGAUCAAGAAGAGGAACUACAUCCGAGACAACUGCAUCUUCAUCAAGGCUUCUAUAGAGAUUCCCCAGAAGAUCAUGGCUUAAGAUCCGACCUUUUUUCUUUUCAUGAAGGAGAAAGAUGGGUUAAAGACUGGAACUGACUCUUAACCUUGAAAACUUCUACACACUUACCCUUUAGAUACUUUCUGCCCUUACAGCCUCUCCACCACAGAGCUUGAAGCGAGUCUGUUUGGCUGUGUGAGCUGACUCGGAGGACCUUGAUAUAUCACAGAGGAGAAAGUGUUUGGUCCGCAGAACCAUCACUCUCUGGUUUUUCUUUUUAUUAUUGUUUUUUUUAAUCUGUUUGCUGACCUUUUAUCACAGUCUACAACAAAAAGCCUUGGAAAUCAAACAGUGCCUAGAGAGUUUAUCUUAAGUUAUAUUUUUGUUGUUAUUUCCGCAGUACAGAUGUUAAAAAUUAUGGAAAAGAUAUUAAAAAAAAGGGGGUGAAGGGCUUCGCUAAGCCUCUGCACUUAGAGUAGAGAGGAAGUCAGAAGCUGGUUGGAAACGUCCCGUGGGGGUGAUCUAAAGAAGAGGGAGCUCAGCAGACUCAAGCUCAAGCCCAACUGCCUUUUGUUUACAUGCUCAUACAGUAUACUCCUACUGAUCCCUUAACAAACACAGAGCCCUUGGUAAGAGACUGCUCAUGAGGUUUGUGUACACACAAACAUCAAAUCAAUGUUUUCUAGAGAGAAACUUGCAGCUUGAUUGAAUUGAAUGAGUAGAUCAAUACCACUUUCAUAUCUUUAUGUUCAAUAUGAGGCUACAGCCAGCAGCCAUUUAGCUUAGCUUAGCUUAGCAUAAAGACUGGGAACAGGGGGAAGCAACUAGCCUAGCUCUGUCCAAAGGUACGAAAUACACCUACCAGCACCUGUAAAACUCACUUAUUAUUAUAUAUAACACUUUAUAUCUCAUUUGUUUAAAGGUACAGUGCGUAAGAUAUGAAAAAAUGAACUAAUAUUAUCAAGAGAAUGUGAAGAAUUAACAGUUUUAACGUCAUGUCAAAGACGUCUGUGUCUUGUGUUGCUGUGUGUGGGAUAUCUGUUGAAUUUAGCAUGCUAAAGAGCUAGCGCCACCUUGUCCUGCCUCUAAAUACCACUUAAAUUAAACCUUGAGAUUUGACAGUGAGUCACUGUAGCGUCCAGGCUGCCCUCAGUCCGAUAUGAGUGGACAAAGAAGUAGGACUGCCCAAUUCAGUGGCAUUAAACCAUGUCCCUGGGAAGUGCAUGGGGCUUGGAAGCCAAUUUUGAUAGUGGCCAAAAAGUGUAAUUACACCUUCACGUGAUGUGUAGACCAUCAAAAUGCUUCCCCCUGUUUUUUGAGGGUGUGGCCAAGCAUUACACAGUGCACCUUUUAAUCAAUAGAAACAUCCUUGGACAGAGCCAGGUUUGCUAUUUCUUCUAGUUAUUAGCCUUAAUGCUAGGCUAAGCUAACUCAUUUUCCAGAAAGAUCUGACAGUGGUCCUCAUUUAAAACAGCAAAAAAGCAAAUAAACAAAUUUCCCAAAUGUCAAACUGUUCCUUUAAAUAAAAUUAAACAUGCCUCCUAAUGCUAGGUAAAUCGUACAACUUAUUAGCUUUUUAAAGCGACGCUAAAAAUGCAAAUGUGAAGCUCAACCAAGGCUGUCUUUUUUUAGAAAGUUCUUUACUCGACAACAUUGUAGCUACAGAUCCGUCUCUUCUAGUUACCCGCUUCCAUCACAGGAACUGUCUGUGACUUGUGUUUGUCAGGAGUUCGACCCAGUCGUAAAUAGCUUCAGGAGUGUGUACCACACACACACUUCAUAGUGACCCUGUGAGGCUUUGUGUCCAUUGUGGAGUCCACCAAUAGGAAAAAAAAAGCACCUUUCGUCGGUCAUUGGAUGAGCAGAGCAGACAAAGAGGCCAGUUGCUGGAGAACACGUGCAUUUAAUAGUGAAGGAAAAGCCAUGUGGCCUUUUAUACAGUAUGUCUUCGCAUGAGGGUUUUAGGGGUGAGCAGGGCAACAUAAACACAUGCAUGCUUCAUGUGCAACCACCUGGACCACACUUUUGUACUGUAACCUGUAUUCUUGAAAUCCUCUCCCGUUGAUGGCUUUUUUGUCUCUUUUUUUUAGACCGUUUGAAAGUUGACAAAUUGUCAAAAAAGUACGUUUUUUUUGUUGUUGUUUUUUUAUAUACAGAAAAUGUGAACGCUGUCGGUAAUAUAACCUAUAAAGACAAUGAACACUUGGCUGUGAAGUGUAUUGUUUUACAUAGCCUGGGCAUUGGUGGUGCACUGUUGGAGGGGAUGGUUAAUGAUAUGAUCUCUGCAAAUAUGUGGGCGUCUUGGGACUGACUACACCUUUUGUUGUUACCAUGGUCACCGGUGUCUAUCUUCAGCUUGGCACACAAUGUUGCGACGAGGAGCGGUUGGAGGGAUGUGCGAUACACCUGCCUCCGUUAUGGCACCAUCAGAGGGAUGGAGGACUUGGAUGAUACAGUACACUCAUGAUGUAUGUGAAUACUAAUGUAAAAAUGCAGAAGCACAUUCUGUCUUUUUUUUAUCCUUCAUGGAAAAAUUCCUGAUUUCUUGUCAUAAUACCAGCUGAUAUUUUACAGUGAUUUAAAGAAGUGAGAAGAUGAAACUUUUUUGUAAGAUUCUGUAUUUUUAAAAAUACUUAGCUGUUUUAUACAAACACUUUUUCGUUGGAGAGUCGGGGUUGACUUUGGGAAUUUUCAGACCCUUUCGUCUCUUUGGACAUUUGGAUAAUUUGUUUGUACUUGUGGUUUGAGCCUCACAUAUUCUGUCUGUAUUAUUUCCUCUUAAAAGUAUUUAUUUUAAGGAGCCGUCAUGUGAGUUUGAACAGAUGGCACAAAUGUUUUAAUAUGUUGAUUGAUGAGUGCUUGUCAGUUUCUUAAUUGAAAUAAAAUACCAUAUAUUAUA
Molecule: messenger RNA, 4653 nt
Organism: Epinephelus moara (kelp grouper)
Lineage: Eukaryota; Metazoa; Chordata; Actinopteri; Perciformes; Serranidae
Gene: traf4a
Product: tnf receptor-associated factor 4a
Exons: 7
Coding region: 384-1796 (470 amino acids)
Biological process (GO): signal transduction; positive regulation of JNK cascade; activation of NF-kappaB-inducing kinase activity
Molecular function (GO): zinc ion binding; protein binding
Source: RefSeq, a predicted model, not a curated record